Messenger RNA from Fonsecaea erecta, 1671 nucleotides. RefSeq lists its product as hypothetical. Bases 1 to 1671 code for a protein of 556 amino acids. NCBI's taxonomy places the organism in Eukaryota, Fungi, Ascomycota, Eurotiomycetes, Chaetothyriales, Herpotrichiellaceae. The transcript has a single exon. Gene Ontology annotation, molecular function: iron ion binding; heme binding; monooxygenase activity. The record is from RefSeq and is a predicted model, not a curated record.
AUGAGCUGGUCAGUCAUCUUCUACGUCUGGUCUGGUGCGACAUGUUUGUUGUUCCUCGGCGUGCUGGGUGUUCUGAUCCACGAUGUCAUUCUAUGGAAGCGCAUGCCGCCCGGGCCUCAGCCUUUGCCGUUCAUUGGCAACAAAUUGGACGUUCCAGCCAAGUAUCCCUGGGUCCAGUUCCAGGAAUGGUCGAGGAAGUACGGGCCAAUUUACACCCUGUGGUUCGGUCGGCGACCGACCGUGAUCAUUUCUGAUCCCAAUGUGGCGGUCGACUUGCUGGAGAAACGCUCUCACAAGUACAGUUCGCGCCCUCGUUUCGUUGCCAUGGGAGAGAUCUUCUGGGACAUGAGCAGUAUCCUCGUACAGCCUUAUGGCAAGGACUGGUCCGUUCGCCGGAAAGCUCUGCACAGUGUGCUCACCCAGAAAGCGCUGCAGCAUUAUAAGCCCGUCCAGGAGGCUGAAGCCACACGUCUCUGCCACCAACUUCUUGAGCACCCAGAAGACUUGGACAAUCUUCUAAACCGCUUCACGGCGUCGAUCGUAUUCACCAUCGCCUACGGACACCGCAUCGACAGCAUGCAAUCGCCCAUCAUCCGUCAGCGGAUGAAGAUCAUGCACUGGAACGCUGCCAUCAACGUGCCGGGGCGGUAUCUUGUCGAGUCAUUCCCCAUCCUCAAGCACGUUCCGGACGCUUUGGCGCCGUGGAAGCGGGAGAUCAAAUCCUGGGGCAUGGAAGAACAGCAAGCCAAUGCCCAGUUACUCGACUACGUCCGCGAGGACAUUGAAAACGCAAAGAAACCUGGUGCUCCUCCGCUUCCCAACAGUCUGGCCAAGCAGCUCCUGGAGAACCGCGCCGCAGACCCUUCUGCAUUUGCUCUGCUUCGUGAGAGGGACUUUGCGAGCUUGCCCGCGUCAGUAUUCGGCGCCGGCGCCGACACCACCGCGUCCACUCUUUCCUCGGCGAUUCUCGCCAUCAUCACCAACCAAGAAGUCCUCGCGGCUGCGCACGCCGAGCUCGACGCGGUGAUCGGCCAAGACCGCCUGCCAAGCUACACGGACGAACCCUCCCUGCCCUACAUCAGGGCGAUCUGCAAGGAAGCCCUUCGCUGGCGCCCCGUGGCCGUGCUGGGCGGCACGCCGCACGCGAGCACCGAGGCGGACACUUACAACGGCUAUUACAUCCCCAAGGGCACCAACAUUCUGGGGAACAGCUGGGCCAUCAACCUCAACGAGCAAUACUACCCGAACCCGGACCACUUCAAUCCGCUGCGGUUUCUGGACGUCGAUGACCCGGCGUCGCUGGGGUACCUGCCCAAGGAGUACCUCGCGGCCACGCCCCUGGAGCGCGGCAAACCCCAUCCCUCCAAGCUGGGCCACUCGUCGUUCGGCUGGGGCCGCCGCAUCUGCCCCGGCGCCGACCUGGCGUCGAACAACCUGUACAUCGCCAUGGCGCGCGUGCUGUGGUGCUUCGACAUCCGCCCGACCAAGGGUUAUGUCUACGACACGUACGACUACACCGACGGCUUCAACAUCCGCCCCAACGGCUACAAGUGCGACAUCACCAUCCGCAGCGAACGCCACAGGCAAGUUCUGGAGAAGGACUACCAGGAGGCCAAGGACUAUCUGGUCACGAAUUUCCCCCUGUUCAAGGAGCACGAGAUUGUGGUGUGA